AAAUUCUUUGUCUUUAUAAAAUCUUGCCCACAGUUCGUGCGCAGUAGAUUCAGCAUCAUUGGUAUAUAUUCAGCAGUACGCUACUUCCCCACCCUGUUCUGUUAGCAUCUCUCCUCUGUUUGUGUAUCCUUCUCUCUGCAGCCAUGCUGUCUCAGUUGGAGAGAUCCAUGCAGUCCCUGAUCACGGUGUUCCAUCGCUAUGCCGACAAGGACGGUGACUGUAACACACUGAGCAAGAAGGAGCUGAAUGAACUCAUGCAGACAGAACUGGGCAGCUUCCUGAAGUCCCAGAAGGACCCAGCCGCCAUAGACAAGAUCAUGAAGAAUCUGGACCAGAAUGGUGAUGGGAUGGUAAACUUUGAGGAGUUUGUCUCCCUGGUGGUGGACCUCUCCAUUGCCUGUGAACAGAUCUACCAGCUCCACAUCAUGAAGUCUGCCGCUAAGAAGUGAGGGAGGACAGGACAAGGAGAAAGAGAAGCAGAGAUGGAUGCUUUUCUAUACGUCAAAUAAGUCACUUUAUAAGAAGUCUUACUGUUGUGAAUAAACACUGGCUUUCCCACUCUCUCUGUUUGUCACAUUUGUCUGAUGUGUCUGUCUGUUGUAUUUGGCCUGUAAUUUGUCUCGUAAGUGUAAGAAAUAGACAGUA
Molecule: messenger RNA, 645 nt
Organism: Oncorhynchus kisutch (coho salmon)
Lineage: Eukaryota; Metazoa; Chordata; Actinopteri; Salmoniformes; Salmonidae
Product: protein S100-A1-like
Exons: 3
Coding region: 144-449 (101 amino acids)
Cellular component (GO): cytoplasm
Molecular function (GO): calcium ion binding; calcium-dependent protein binding
Source: RefSeq, a predicted model, not a curated record